Molecule: messenger RNA, 867 nt
Organism: Colletotrichum paranaense
Lineage: Eukaryota; Fungi; Ascomycota; Sordariomycetes; Glomerellales; Glomerellaceae
Product: short chain dehydrogenase
Exons: 4
Coding region: 1-867 (288 amino acids)
Cellular component (GO): cytosol
Molecular function (GO): oxidoreductase activity
Source: RefSeq, a predicted model, not a curated record
AUGCAACCCCCUCUGCCCUCCGUCACGCCGACAUGGCGCAACGACACCUAUGAGGCUAUCUCGCCCUCCCGCCCGGAGCUCAGCGCGGCGGGGAAGACGAUCAUCGUGGCAGGCGCGGGUAGUGGAAUCGGCCGAGAGACCGCCCUGGCCUUUGCUGCUGCCGGGGCCGCUCGAGUCAGUCUCCUGGGCCGCACAGAGGCCGCCAUAGCCGAGACGGCCGCCUCCUUGCCGUCGUCUGUGCAGAGUGAUGUUCACGCCGUGGACAUUACUGACGAACAGACGUUGAUCAAGGUGGCAGCCGCGAUCGGCAAGUGGGAUAUUCUUGUUUUGGCCUCUGGUUUUGUGUCCAGCCCGUCGCCCGUCGCAGGGUCGGCUACCGAUGACUGGUGGCAGAGUUUUGAGACAAACACCAAAGGAACAUACCUCGUCAGCAAGGUGUUCCUCCCCACGGCGAACCCUUCGCAUGCGUCCAUCGUCGCACUUACUACCGGCACAACGGCGUUGCCGGCAGUCGCCUUGCCUGGUCUGUCCGCCUACAUGGCGUCCAAGCUAGCUCAAACGAAAAUCAUCGAGUUCCUAGCGGCGGAAAACCCGAACAUCUUCGCGGUAACCCUUCACCCGGGCAUGGUCGAGACCGACAUCUUCACCAAGAGUGGCGCCAAGGCCGAAGCUCUCCCCAUGGAUAAAGUCCAACUCCCUGCCCACUUCACGGUGUGGCUAGCAAGUCCCGAGGCGGCGUUCCUCAAUGGUCGUACUGUUUGGGCCAACUGGGACGUCGAAGAGCUCAAAAAGGGUACCGGCGCGAUCCAAUCUGGUCAGCUGCUGACCAGCGGUAUCAAUGGAUGGCCAUACACUAGCCUUGCUUGA